GCCUGGAGCCCGGAGCAGCCAAAAAUUUUGCCUGCUCCGGGCUCCGCUCCGGCUAAAAUCGCUCUGCUCCGGGCUCCAGGCUCCGGGCUCCGGCUCCGCUCCAAGUCCCUGAUUGCAAGUCAACCUCCUUGCAAAUUCGACAGUCAAAUUUGCAACUUCCCACCUGUACACCGCGUUCUGACUUACUACACAAUGCUGACGGAAAGCUAUUGGAGAGCGCGGCUUAAGGACAAUGCCCAAUCCCUCAAGGGAUUUCGGGUUCAGCGAAAUCCCGGCGCAGGUAGUGAUAGCCGUGAUCCAUCCACAUACGUACUGGUGUCGGAUGUAAACGCCCUCGUCCCUUUUCCCGGAAGAACGGCCGAGAACAAAGCCGACGUCAAUUCCUUCCUCAAAAAUAGUUUGGCCAUCCUCAACUUGCCUAAGGCGUUUUCAACUGCAAUUGCUGGCUUCAUUCGCAUCGCCACCGACGUUGGACCUAACCUGGCUGGGUUCAGUGGCGUGAUUCAGCUGUUCACCUACCCAAAAGACCAAGUGUUGAGAAAACUACGGGCGACUGUCAAUGGAACAGCAUGCCCUGCUUCUUUGGAUGCAUCAGAUGCCAAUGGCACCGUGGACACCACCAUCACGUCUUGCGUCUCAGCCUCGAGAACCGUCGACGAGGCUUGUAGUCAGGUCAACGAAGGCAGUUCCAUCGUGGUCGUGGGCGCAGACAACAAUCCGUACCUGGUGGCACUCACUCGGUUCCAGCGAUUAUGCCGAAGUGACGUGGUCCUGUCCCUCAUCGGCUCCUCCAUGGCGUUUGCCGAUCACCGCAAUUUCCUCUGCAACAACUUGACUGGGGUCACGUGUGGCCCUUUCCCAGCAACGACAACUCAAAAUCCAACCACCAAAACAACGGUUCUCUCAACCACGAUGAGUAGCAAUGCCACCACCAGCACCACGUCACAAGCAAAAACCACUUCACGAGCCGGAAAUGAUCCUGUUCCGCACGGCGAUGAUCCUCCAGCAAAUGCUUCUAAAUUCCGGUCCUUCCUCCGAUUCUUGACUGCUUUACUGGCUGGCGGAAAAUAGUUCCUUCAUCAUGAGGACUUGAUUAUGUAAGCUGGCAAGCAAUCCUUGUUUGAGACGAGCAAAACGCAGGAAUUCCUGGGAUCAUUUGCAAAAUCUUACUUCACUUGCCUGCUCUGGAAACGGUUACCACAUUCACGCGUGUGCUGCUGUUUUUUGUUUUUUUACAUAUACCACCGGGAAUUAUCGAAACUGCAUAGUGUUAUUGAUACUCAAUCUUGGUGUGCGGACACCUGCUGUUGAUUGGAGAUUUUCGAAUAUUUUCGUGGAUUAAUUAUUAUUACAUUAUAUGACCAUGCCUGCACACGUGUGACGUAUUACUUUACUGACUCUUUAUUGUUGCAUGGAGAUGAACAAUAAACAAUUUUGCCAGUGGGAAAUA
Molecule: messenger RNA, 1450 nt
Organism: Notodromas monacha
Lineage: Eukaryota; Metazoa; Arthropoda; Ostracoda; Podocopida; Cyprididae
Source: the annotation of a GenBank genome assembly